Silurus meridionalis is the source of this 5346-nucleotide messenger RNA. RefSeq names its product IQ motif and Sec7 domain ArfGEF 3b (gene iqsec3b). NCBI's taxonomy places the organism in Eukaryota, Metazoa, Chordata, Actinopteri, Siluriformes, Siluridae. The coding region runs from base 609 to 3734 and encodes 1041 amino acids. The record is from RefSeq and is a predicted model, not a curated record. Gene Ontology annotation, molecular function: protein binding; guanyl-nucleotide exchange factor activity. The transcript has 15 exons. Gene Ontology annotation, biological process: regulation of ARF protein signal transduction; actin cytoskeleton organization.
GAGAGUCACAUUCGAGUGUUUUUACAUAAACUGAGUUGAUUAAGUAAAGAGUCUUGUGACAAAAAGAAUAAUACGAACUUUAUAGAACAAUAUAAAAAGUGCAAGACAAGCAGACAGCAUCAUCUUCAUCAUCUCUCUGUCUAUCUGUCUGUCUGUCUGUCUGUCUGUCUGUCUGUCUGUCUGUCUGUCUGUCUGUCUAUCUGUCUGUCUGUCUGGGCCAGUACGGACCAGACAGACAGACAGCAUCAUCUUCAUCGUCUGUCUGUCUGUCUGUCUGUCUGGGCCAGUACGGACCUCGAAGGUUAAUAGCCCUCUACCUGCUGACUGUAUUUACGGUGAGUCUGAUUUUGUGCGUCCCUCUGUGCGUCAAUACGUCACUCCUAAAACCCCGCCCCCUCGUGUGCUUCUGUUUUGACGUCCUCGCAUCAGCACCAUCUCGAGCAUCCUUUCCUCCGGAGGCGGAGGUGGGAGUCUUUCUUCAUCUCUCUCUCUCUCUCUCUCUCUCUCUCUCUCGCUCGCUUUCGUUCCUCCUCUCUUUCCCACUCCAGUAGUCGAGCUGAGCCGUUCUCCCGCGCGGUUGCGCUGUCUCUCUCCGUCCGUCCGUCAGGAUGUCGAGCCUGUUGGAGAACCCUCUCCAGGCGGUGCUCUAUCUGAAGGAGCUGACGACGAUCGUGCAGAACCAGCAGGGCCUCAUUCAGACCCAGCGGCAUCGCAUCGACACGCUUGAGCGCAAGCUAAAGGAGCUGGACGGAGAAAACCGGCGCCUCCACGACGCCGCGCACCGGCAUCCCCCGCGGCCUCAUCCGCCCGCUCGCACCUCCGCCGCUCCAGCCGGCACGGACGGGACGCCUCUUCCCCUGCGCACACCGGGCGCUCAGACCGAGCGCCACUCGCCGCAAGACAUGCAGCUGGUACCCGCCGCGCCCGGCGGUGCGAGCGCGGACUCGUCCGCCGAGGACACGGACGCGGACACGCGCUGCCGGUCCCUGGUGCCCCAGAUGUCCAUCGCGCUCUGUCGGACCGGACCGAGGAAUUCCGAAAGCCAGACUGUCCUGCACCAGUUUUGCUGCCCCGCCCCUGAAGCUCCUGAAGGUGAUCAUGUUGGCUGUUCGAGCAGUUCAAUCCAUCAUGUUGAAGAAGUGGAGGAGAAAGAAGCGAAGGAUGAUGCUCAGUUGAGAUCUAGAUCCUGUCCACAUACGCCGGACUACGAGCUCUCUCCUGAUCUCAAACAAAAACAGAUAGAGGAUUUGGAGCAGAAGUACGGUGGUGCACUGAUUUCACGGCGCGCUGCCUGUAAGAUCCAGACGGCGUUCCGUCAGUACCAGCUCAGCAAGAACUUCCAGAAGAUCCGUAACUCGGUUCUGGAAAGCGGCAUUCCGAGGCGCAUGUCUAUGCGCAGGGUGCGGGUGCAGAGAGGCGGCUUCUCUGCUGAGCGUGCGCUAAUGGAGGGAUGUUCUCUCAUGGGCAUACCACUUACACACAACAGCUCCAUGUCCACAGGUGCCACCAACACACUUACAAACCUGGAGGACACCUUCAGUGACCAGGUUCAGUCUUUAGCCCGCUCCAUAGAUGAGGCCUUGAGCAGCUGGACCUCUGUGCAUGACGGAGAGGGGUCAGGAACCUCAGUGACUACGCCCCCGGGAUCGGUCACCGAGGGCUUGCUGAUGGACUCUACCAGCCUUCAAUCGGCCACGCAGAACGCCCAUGCAGAAAACAUUCCUCGUAGCGCCAGCAAGCUCAUGAUGGCCUUCAGAGACGUGACGGUGCAAAUCGACAACCACAACUUUCGCCUGUCCUCCUCGGUGCUCGAGUCGGUUUCCCUAGGCAACGGCAUCUCCAAGGAAACUGCCACGGAGCCUCAGGCAGGGGUGCAGAGCGGGGGUCAAUCAGAAUCAUCCACCACGAUUGAGUCUGAGUUCCCAGCCCCGCCCCCUAGUGAGGAGAUAGCGCUGGAUCAGCGGGCGAUCAGCGAAGAAGCCGGAUCUGUAAGGUCGGCCUGGGAGAAGCCGCUGACGAAUCAGAGCGUCUCGGAGAACAGCUCCGAGCCAAUCAGCAGCAGCAGCACGUCCACUUCGGCAUGCGAGAAUAUGAUCAUGUCCUUACCACGUACACACUGCCCAGACACGCACUGUGGGACGUUCUCCACAGACGUCGCACGCAAGAGACUCUACCGCAUCGGACUCAACCUGUUUAACAUAAACCCAGACAAAGGCAUCCAGUUCCUGAUCUCACGAGGUUUCAUCCCCGACACGGCCAUAGGCGUGGCUCACUUCCUGCUGCAGAGGAAAGGCCUGAGCCGGCAGAUGAUCGGAGAGUUUCUGGGCAACAGCAAGAGGCAGUUCAACAGAGACGUUCUUGACUGUGUGGUGGAUGAGAUGGAUUUCUCCUUGCUGGAGCUGGACGAGGCUCUGCGGAAGUUUCAGGCUCAUGUUCGUGUGCAGGGAGAAGCUCAGAAGGUGGAGAGGCUCAUUGAAGCGUUCAGUCAGAGGUACUGCAUGUGUAACCCCGAUGUGGUGCAGCAGUUCCACAACCCCGACACAAUCUUUAUCCUGGCCUUCGCCAUCGUCCUCCUUAACACCGACAUGUACAGCCCGAACAUCAAACCAGAGCGCAAGAUGCUCCUCGAGGACUUCAUCCGCAACCUCCGAGGGGUGGACGACGGUGCAGAUAUUCCACGGGACAUGGUGACUGGCAUUUAUGAGCGCAUCCAACAGCGCGAGCUCCGUUCUAACGAGGACCACGUGACCUACGUGACUAGGGUGGAGCAGAGCAUUCAGGGAAUGAAGACAAUCCUGUCGGUGCCUCAUCGGAGGCUGGUGUGCUGCAGCCGUCUCUAUGAAGUCAGUGACGUGAACAAGCCACAAAAACAAGCAGCCCAUCAGAGAGAGGUGUUCCUUUUUAAUGACCUUAUUGUGAUACUUAAGUUGUGUCCUAAGAAGAAGAGUGCAGCGACAUAUGUGUUCUGUAAAGCCAUGGGGCUGCUGGGGAUGCAGUUCCACAUGUUCGAAAAUGAGUAUUACCCUCAUGGUAUCACCAUCCUGUCUCCGUUCUCGUCGGAGAAGAAGCAGGUGGUGAGUUUCUGCUCACAGAGUUCCGAGGAGCUGCUAAAGUUUGUGGAGGAUCUGCGAGAGAGCAUCGCCGAGGUGGCUGAAAUGGAACAGAUCCGUGUUGAAUGGGAAUUAGAGCGGCAGCAGGCAGCAAGAACAACCGUGCAGAACAAUGGCAGCCAGCUGGAGAUGCAUUCAAGACCAAUAUCUCCUGCAGGAGACCAGGAUUUUUAUGAGAAGACAGGAAACAAUGCAGUUGAGGUGUCAAUUCACAACAGGCUCCGAACGUACCAGGUCAGCACCCCACCGGCUCCGCCCACUUCUCAGCCUCAGCUGGCCAUCAUGCCUAGUCCGGCUUCUCAAAGCUCCACCCCCAGCUCCGCCAAUAACAUCUCCCCUGACACGCUUAUCCAGUGCCAGCAGAUCGUCAAGGUGAUCGUCGUGGACUCAGCAGGCCGCGGGCACGUAGAGUCGUUCCUCAGCCACAACCCUGGACAGCGUUUAAUCCAGUCGGCUGUCUCUACUCCGACUCGCUCGAGGGAUGGCGGAGCUAAGCAGCCUCCCCUGCCACCUCCACCACCUCCUUAUCACCACAAACACCAGUUCUGCCCCCCGACUCCGCCCCCUCCACAGCACCUGCUCAGUCAGCGUAGGUAUUCAAGUGGGACACGCAGCCUAGUCUGAAUGCACACACACACACACACACACACACACACACACACACAAAUAUAUUUAGUUCCCAUUACACCUUUUCUAUUCGAAACCAUAUGACCACAGAUGGUAAUAUAUUCUUUUCUCUCUCAUUAAACACACACAAACACACACCAACACACACCUUUUAUACUCAAACACCCGCUCAGUGCUGUAUAAAUAGUCCUUUCUCCCACUCAGGGCCUUGUGUCCUCUAAAUGAGUAUUUUAGAUACAGAGUAGUUAGUUUUGUCAGAUGUUCUUUUCCCUGUACUUUUAUCUGUUUUUGGGGGUUUCUAGAGCAAUUUCCACAGAGCUGCAACGUUAGCAUCAGACUUUCUUACAACAUUUAGUGUAUGAUGUGAUGACAUUAGCAGUGUGUGUUAGUCACAGGGUUCAGAACUGUAAAACGUGGCUUAGAUUAGUUACUCUAGGCUAAAGAUGUGCUCAUGAUCUAUAGUGGUGUAUUAAACAGGGUGUCCACAGGCUCGUAAAUUACAUUUCUAAAAUGAACGCAAACAAGAAACUGUUCAUAGUGACAGGCACACCACUUUACCAUCUGCCACACAAAAAUGUGCUUAUAUCCACUGAUAAAUGAGCCCCUACAUGGACAAAAGUUUGUUGACACCUGAUCAUAAGAUCCAGAUGUGCUUUUUGAACAUCCCAUUCCACAAUAAGUCACCAUUCGCUCUAGAACCAUCCACUGAAGAUCUUCCACUCCAACACAUAGAAAUCAUAUCUUAUCAGAACUGGCUUUGUGCAUAGGGGCAUUGUCAUGCUGGAACAGGUUUUGGGUCUCCUACUUCAAGUAAAGUGAAAAUUAGAAGAAACCACAUCUAAAGAUGUUUAAUACAAUGGUGUGCCUCCUACUUUGUGGUAACAGCUUUGGGAGGAGCCACAUACAGAUGGAAGUCAGGUGUCUCAAUACUUUUGUUCAUAUAAUGUAUGUAACUCUUUCGGAAUUUCUGAACAUCCUAUAAAUUACUAGUUCCCUUUUAGGAACUCGAGCUGCGAGUCUAAAUAUUUUCUGAAUAAAGGUGUAGCAACGCGGUAAUAUUUUGAGAAAAAUCCCAGAGUUGCGAUAAAACGUUUCGCUGUUUUGCAAAAAUGGACGUGGAGGAUUUAAUUCAAUCCUACUUGAGGUUAGGAUUUAGCAAUAAGGAAAUUAUUUGUCUUUUGGCACAUCAGCAGGGAGUUAUAAUUAGUAAACGGACACUGCAGCGGUUUGCAGGAAACUUAAUUUAUUCAGAAGAAAAAAUCAGACAGACAUUGAGGAAAUUGCCUCUUUUGUGCAGUAUGAAAUGGCGACCAGUCGUCGUCUUCAAGGAUAUGAUAUUGAUGGUUACGUCUGUGUGCUAUUUGAGAAAGAUUUGUUGUUCCUCAAUAGACUAUGGGGAUGAUGACCAAAUAAAUCAACCCUGAAGGAGUCGAACAUCAUUGUGCUCGAUGCCUCUGACAUGGCCGGUACUUCAGCUGGGGUCCCACACGUUGUGGAAUGUGGAUUCAUAUGAUAAACUCGUAAUUUUUAUUGUAUUCUCAAAAUAUUACAACUCAAAAGAAGUCGAAACACUUUGGGAACGCGCCCGAGUGAUCAUGUUUAGAAAUAA